AUGGGAAAAAUCAAGCGCUCUUACGUUGUUGAGCAGAGCCUUCAAACACGCUGGGGCGGAGGACAGAUCGUAAAGAUCAGCUCAACCCAUUUUGCUACAAUUAACAAUUUAGAAGUUUAUAUAAUUGAUUCAACUUCAGGAAAUACAGCGUACAAACUCGAGCCAAAUGAUGAAUCUGACGAUAGAGUUGUUGAUGUUGCCGUUGACACACUCCUUCGCUUUGCAAUUACAUCUCACGAAUCUAUGUUACUUAAAUUUUGGACAAAUUCAAACGACAAGUGGACAGUUUACAAGCAAUGGAAGUUCCCUGGCAACAAUGCACCGUCAUUAAUCAUUGAUCCUACAGCAAGAGGCUUCGCUGCAAUCACAACUAACGGAGGAUGUUACUUCUAUUCCGUUCAAACACAAAAACAGAUCGGUAAAGCCAAUAUUGUAAACGGCCAGAUUACUUCCAAAGCAUAUGAUACAACCGGUCAACUUUGGAUUGGCACAAACUUAGGUAAGCUUUCAAUUGUCGAUCCAAAAACACUUAAAACAAAGACAUUAACAGAUCCACAAACCUCACAUACUAACAGAGUUACAGGAAUUGCCGAUGUUGGCGAUUAUAUUUUUACAGCAUCACUUGAUGAAGUUAUUCUCGUUUUCAACAGAGAAGUCGAACUUCAGAAGACAGUUCCAGUCCAAUACCCAAUCCAUUUCAUGGUUGGCGAUCCAAAGAAUUCUUUAUCUUGUUAUUGCGCCACAUCUGAUGGAAUUAAGCGUGUUUGGCUUGAUGAUAGAUCACAUAUUAAGAAGUUAAACACUACAGUAGCCACCCAUUUAGUUUAUUUCGAAACAUUAUUUUCAUGUGAUGAAAAUGGAAUUUUAGCAACCGUUGAUCUCCAAGAUGGUGUAGAACCACAUGCUAUUCCAUUAUCCCUCCAUUCCGUGUACGAUGCCACUUACGAUGCCAAAACAGAAACUUCAUCUUUGGCAACUUCGUCAUUCCACAUAAUUGUCACCCAGAAAAACAACACGCAUCUUCUCACAGGCCAUACAAACAUUCCUCUGUGUGUUGCUUCCAUGGACGGACUUCUAAUUACAGGUGCAAAAGAUAAUACAGCAAGAAUUUGGUCGUUGGAGACAUUUUCUUUACUUUCAACAUUGGAAGGCCACAGUGAAGCAGUCACAGCAGUUGCUUUUGUCCCAGGAACAUCAAACGUUGUUACAGCGUCAGCAGAUCACACAGUAAAAAUGUGGAGACCAGGAGAUGGCGAAGAAAUCUGCAGAAGCGCUCUUUGUAACGUCGUAGCCCAUACAAAGGACAUAAAUGCAAUUGAUGUUAGUUCAAAUGGUUCAAUGUUGGCAACAGCAAGUCGUGACAAAACAUGCAAACUUUAUAAAAUAGAAGGCGACAAUUUGAAGUUGAUGAGAACAUUAGUUGGCCAUACAGGUGCAUUGUGGACAGUUGCUUUCAGUCCUGUUGAUAAGAUUGUUGCAACAGGAUCAAGAGAUAACACUGUAAAGAUCUGGAAUAUCGAAGAUGGCGCUUGUUUAUCAACAUUCACGGAAUUCACUGCUUCUAUUUUGCGUUUGAGAUUUGCAACAAGCGGAUUGCAAAUCAUUGCCGCUGAAGGUGAUGGCAUCUUCAAGGCUUUGAGAACUAAAACAGGAGCAAUUGAUUUCACGUCACCUCAAAUGCACAGUGAUUCUGUCUGGGCUUUGGCUGUUUCUAACGAUGGAGAACAUGUUUUAACCGGUUCUGAAGACGGAUCAAUGGUUUUGUGGAGAGAUAACACAGAACAACUCGAAGCAGAAGAACUCCAACACAAGGCUGAAGUAUCUGAAGCUGAACAGGAACUUCAAAACGCUCUAAGAAACGGUGAAUACGUAAAAGCUCUCAGAAUUGCUUUGAAAUUGAGAAUGCCGGCCAAAUUAAGAUCUAUCGUCAGAAUGGCGACAGAGAAAGGAGAAGGAGAAGCGUUAGUAGAGUAUUUCAAAGGUGUUGAGGAUGUUGAUGAUUACGAGCAAUGGCUUGAAUACAUUGCAAAAUGGUCAACAAAUGGAAGAUGGGCUGAUGAUGCUACAGCUUCUUUGAGCGCAAUUUUGAAGGUGAAACCAAUGAAAUUCUUCGUCGAGAACAGGAAGAAACUCGCAGAGAAUAUAGAUGGUAUCAUUCCUUACUUGGAAAGACACAUGGCCAGACUUGAAAAACUGCACACACAGACUUAUAUGAUAGAUCAUAUCUUAGAUUCAACAACUUUAGAGUAA
Trichomonas vaginalis G3 is the source of this 2250-nucleotide messenger RNA. RefSeq names its product transducin beta-like protein 3 family. Gene Ontology annotation, cellular component: nucleolus; small-subunit processome; 90S preribosome. Bases 1 to 2250 code for a protein of 749 amino acids. NCBI's taxonomy places the organism in Eukaryota, Parabasalia, Trichomonadida, Trichomonadidae. Gene Ontology annotation, molecular function: U3 snoRNA binding; protein binding. The record is from RefSeq and is a predicted model, not a curated record. The transcript has a single exon. Gene Ontology annotation, biological process: endonucleolytic cleavage to generate mature 5'-end of SSU-rRNA from (SSU-rRNA, 5.8S rRNA, LSU-rRNA); endonucleolytic cleavage in 5'-ETS of tricistronic rRNA transcript (SSU-rRNA, 5.8S rRNA, LSU-rRNA).